ACUGUGACAGGCUUUCAUGAAAGUUUAAUUGCGUUGUGGCAGUGGAAGCUGGUAGAGGGGAUUCGGGUGCCUGAAGAAGAGCCGCUCCCUGAGCAGCCCCAGUGCCCACAUCCCUUCGCAUCACCCUGAGCACGAUGGGUGACCAGGAAGCUGAGCACACUGUGCCACAGACAGAGAUUCAGGUGAUCGCCAGCAAAAUUUCAGAUCUAAACAAAUGGAGAAAUGUUUUCAGUUUCCAUAGUUUGGAAAUCAGCAAUUCAACUUAUCAGCAAGACGAUGGCAACACUGGCAAUGGAGUACCUGGAGCCAGAGAGCCCUUAGGCCUGCAGCUGCCGGUGCCUCUGCCCCGUUCCGCCAUCCCUGAGCCCCUACUGACCUCUCCAGAUGCAGGCGGCCAGCCCAUCUCCUUGGAAAUGGCAAUGGAGCUGCGGAAGCUGCUAUUUGGAAAUGUGCUCCAGCUCUUCAGCUGUGAAUGGGCAAAAGCAUGUUUCAGGUUUCGUGAGCCAUACUCUGACCUGGCCUAUGCUUUGGAGACAGAAAAGGGGGGAGCAAGAGCCAUUCUGAUGGCUGUACAAGCAUACAUCAUCAAAUACCUGCUCUUCAUAAGAACCACAGAAUACACUCACCUGGAAAGGCUGUGUAGGGUAAGCCGGCAGGAGCAAGGGGAGGCGCUGGCAGCUGCCCUGGCAGACACCCUGUGGGCAGCAGGAGGAGGUGGGAGAGCCGUGAUCUGCCUCGUCACUGCAGCCAUCCAUGUGGUGCCCAGCAGCGACUACAAAGCCGACAACUUCACAGAAAGAAUCCAUCUGUUUGAGUUCUCUGAGAAAGCAGCAGCUCAGGAGUUUAUCCUUGGCCAUAUAAACUGUUUCAAAGACGAACAAAGUCAUGGAGUGAUCCUUUUUUUAUACAGUUUACUUUUCUCGAGGACACUUGAAAGGGUCCGAGAAGACUUAGACGGCACAGCAACUCCUCUGUUGAAAUGCAGUUUUGGAAACAUUACCUGUACACAGGUAAGAUUAGCCUCAUUUCUCCACUUUUUUUUUUUAUUUUUUAAUUUUAUUAUUCCUACAUUUGAUUUAGGAAAAAAUUCUCACUUGUUAAUCCAAGGGGGGAUAAAGGCGAGUGCCGUGCUCAGCCUCCUCCUAACAGGACGAGCAAACCCGCAUGAGCUUGAUGGCAGCCAGGAGCUGGGGCCCAGAGGGGAGGGCAUCGAGGCAUGGCAGCAGCGGGGCCCGGUGGGCUACCUGCACUGGAGCAGGGCACAGGCAGAGCGGCAGGUGUGCCCCAGGCUGAGAACACCCCGUCUGCCCAUCUGGCUGUGCAGCAUCACUGGGAGGCACAGCAUUCUCUUUGGCACUGACAGCCAAAUCCUCUCUGACUGGAAAAGGGAGAAAGUCUUCCACCUGUACUUCUACAAUGGGCAGCUGGAGCAGACAAAAACAGCCCACCUAACUAUAGCAUUUAAAAUACUCAUUCGCAUCACUGGGAAGAGGACCAAAGUGAAGACCCAAGCAGCCCAGGGAAGAGCCGUCUGUCCGUGGAGAUGGCAAUCAGGACCAAGUGGGCAGACGCAACUCUGUGACAUCUGUAAGCAGUCUCUCUCCUGCUUCAGCGACAGCUCAAGCAUGGUCCCUGGCCAGGCUGGCUCACGGAGCUACCCUGCAUCCCGCACACCAACAAGAAAGCACAGCUCGUACAUGGGAACCCAGGCAAAAGAGCCUUAUGAGUGCAAGGCUAAAUUUAAGCUGCUGAUUUCCUUCAAUGAGAACUAA
Pezoporus flaviventris is the source of this 1772-nucleotide messenger RNA. RefSeq names its product MINDY family member 4B (gene MINDY4B). The record is from RefSeq and is a predicted model, not a curated record. Lineage: Eukaryota; Metazoa; Chordata; Aves; Psittaciformes; Psittacidae. Gene Ontology annotation, biological process: protein K48-linked deubiquitination. The coding region runs from base 135 to 1772 and encodes 545 amino acids. The transcript has 15 exons. Gene Ontology annotation, molecular function: cysteine-type deubiquitinase activity; K48-linked deubiquitinase activity.